GUAAUGACUUCCAUCAAUAUGAUUCCCAAAAUCACCCAGAUCAUCAUCAAAACUUUGGAGGCACUGGACCCCACAAAGGACAACAUAACACCCUUUCUAUGGCCUUGACAUCCAGCCUCUCCUUCUCUUCUUCCUCUUCUUCUGCAUCAUUGGUUUCGGAGUCCAGUUUAGACAGUGAGUGGCAUUUCCUGCUAAACAAACCCCAGCAUUCCGUGUCCUGUUCCAACCUUCCAGAAGCUAAGAUUUUUCAAGACGAGGCAUUGGGGAACAUGGACUCAACAUUUUCUGUCCACCAUCAGCAACAGAAACAACAUAACUUUGGUCAUUCAGGACAGCAACAACAGGUCUCAGAGCUAGGACUGAGGAAAUCACCACUAUACAGAUGCCAGAGCAAAAGUGUAGAGGGGCUUCUGCAGAGUGUAAGCCAAGAAUGCAGACCUAGGGCACAUGGUAAACUCCCCCCAUUGGAGCUCAGUCAACUUUACAAGACCAACAGCCUGGGACAAAACCUUGCUGUCAAGAAUAAGGCUACUGCAACAGUAAAUAUGGCAAGACCUAAGAGGGCUGUCUCAUUUAUUCAGCUGCCAAACAAGGGUAUUUUGAAACAUAAAGAGGAAGGGCAGAGGCAUGGAAACUUCAGGAAAGCCAAGUCUAUGGAAGCACUGUCCAAUAAGAGACAAAGUACAGGUCCUCAUAAGCAGAGUUCUGUGGGGGUGCUGAGGAAUAACUUUGUAAAAGAAAAGCUUGAGUUUUCUGCCUUUCUGGAUGAGAUUACCAGGCAGGUUAUCAGUCCUUCAAGACUCAGCUCUUACAGGAGUAAUCUCAGCACUAUACCAACAUCUCACAAGUUGUCCCAUGAAGACAGAAGACAGCAUGCUAAAGCUUCCAACAAGGAAGCAGCACAUGUCCAGAAAUUAUCCAAACAGCACAGUGUCCAGCCUGUUAAAUCUGACAAAGAAAAAGAAAGGACAGAUUCCAAUAAACAUAGUUAUAAGUGUCAAACUGGGAGCUCUUCAGAUGCGCCACACCAGUAUCAGCACCAACGCAGUCAUGAGAAGCAGCACUCCACUCCUGAAAUGUAUAGAGCCACACCACACAAACAGCACCAUGGAAAAUACAGCCAGCUCCUCAAUGAAGGUACGACAACCAGUUCUGAGUCCAUCCUGCAGGAGAAACACUAUCAAGCUAAAGGCAAAUUGGGUUAUAAUGGUGGUUAUGGCAUAUGUAGAGAGCUUAAUACUGAGCACAAAGUUGCAUCUCUGCCUGCUGGACUGGGUAUGGAAUUCACAAAAAAAUCUUCCACAGUGACUGGCUCUAACUUGGAGAAUAUCAACAAGCACAAAUACAUGGGUUACAGGAGACACUCCAAACAAUCACAAAGGGAUUCAGUGAGUGGCAUUGACAGAGCCGAAUUGCUGGAGCACUACAACAAGGACCUGCAUGAGAAUUUGUUGCAGAUGGUGUCAUGCAUUGAAAGUAUGGAGGCAGAGCUUCAGUGUACCAAGACAGAAUUAAGCAGUGUUAGAGAGAAAUGCAAAAGGCUUCAGGAGAGCUACACAAGCUGUCAGCAGGCAAACAGUGACCUGGAAGAAAAACUCCAGUCAAUGGAGGAAAGCAUGAAGCAGAAGGAUCACUUACACAGGAUAUCAGAGCUGACCAAACAACUGGAUACAGCAAAAAGUACAAUCAUCUCAUUGGAAAACAUUAAUAUUCCCUUCUUGAUUAAAGAGCUUUUGGACAAGCAUUUUGACUCUGAAGAUGCUGUGAAGAACAUCUUAUUCUCCUCCUCAUCACGUGGUCAAUUGGACACAGACAAAUCAGAUAGAACCUUAGGACUCAGGGAUAACCAAUCAUCUGUGAGGAAAAGGGAAGAUGGGGUUUCUGAUUGGUUAUUCCCUGGGCAAGGAGAUUCAGCUGACAGGCAGGAGCAUAUGGCAGCAUUUUUGCCUUGGACAGAAAGUCAAGACCCCUGGGUUGGAUUAGAGAAGACAGAUGCAAGUGCCCUCCUGGAAAUUCCAGGAGAUUCCAACCUUCACUCUACUGCUAUAGAUAUAAACUCUGCCAUGUACAGGAAGAUACCAGAUUCAAAGGCCAAAGAGCAUGUCCCCAGGGUCACAAUGCAUCAUUUAGGUUUAGAGACAGAAAUACACUCCAUCAGCAUGCUGGCCCGUAGGCCUGGUGAAGUUAUAUCUAAUCAAUACAGCCUAGAGGAGAUAAAAGGAUCAGGAGAACAGAGAAAAGAGGGGUGUGCAGGAAUUGCACAGAAGGAGCCUUAUGACAUUACCUAUCUUACAGCGCAGAAGAUGCUGGAUAAUUUUAUAAGCCAAAUUCCUUCCCAAUCAAAGGAGAGGCAGUCACAGAGAGAUCGUGAGGACAGGGACUGGACCAGAGGGCCUAAAGAGGGGCUUUAGGCUGGUUUAUAUGAUUGAUUCAUGUUGGGCAAUUUAUUGACACUGGUUUGGGUUAGGAAUAUAAUUGGAGAAAUGCAGACAGGGAUUUUGUGUGCUUGUUUUUCCAUCUCAUUAAAGAUAAUGUUCUUCAUCAGACAGGACCUUCAACUACUAAUACAUUAGUUAUUUCUUCAUAGUACAAAUUUUACAUCGGUUUUCUGGAAACUGAAUUACUUUACAAAUCAGGACUGAAAAUGAUUUUCAAUUCAAUUGAAGAAAACAAAAAUUAAAAUGUACUACUACUAGAGUUGAUGGUAAACCCGAUGGUGUCAUGCUCUCCUUGUUCUGUGUUCUGUGAAAAUAUUUUAUUUUUCUCCUUUCAUUGUUUAUUGCAUGUCCAGUCACUUUCCCUCUUUUCAACUAAAAAGAGAUAUUGUAUACUUACUUAUUAUUUAUUUACUUACAUGUGAAGCUGUGUAAAAGAAACUAAAAGAAAAGGAUAAUAGUAUAAUAGUAUACAUUUUAUUAUAUUUAUUAUUAUGUAUAUUUAUGUUAUAUAUUUAUAUUAUUAUAAUUAGUAUAAUUAUAAUUAGUAUUAAAUAGUAAAACACUUUGCCAAUACUUGUCAAUACUAUGGCAAUACAUUACUCUUAAUUUUUUUCCCUGCUUUCCUUUUUAGGUAUGGUUCCUAGCAGAAACUCUUUAGGAGGCUAAUAAUUCUUAAUUAUUGGAGGAAUCCCUGGGGAGCACUUUUUAUUUAAAGUUUAGGGUACUUUUGCCACUGACAGAUAUGUCAUAUUGGAUCAUU
This is a messenger RNA of Ictalurus punctatus (channel catfish), 3198 nucleotides long. RefSeq lists its product as uncharacterized. Bases 99 to 2411 code for a protein of 770 amino acids. The transcript is spliced from 6 exons. Lineage: Eukaryota; Metazoa; Chordata; Actinopteri; Siluriformes; Ictaluridae. The record is from RefSeq and is a predicted model, not a curated record.